CUCUCUCUCGCUCUCUCUGUCUUUCCCUGCCGGCUGGGUGCUGAAGUUGGGCGGAUGGCAGCAAACCAGCUCCGCUAAGGACCAGCUGCACCAGCCUUUUCCCCGGGACCGUUCAGUGCCAAGCACACACCACCAGGCGGGGCCACAGGGGUGCUGAAGUAGCUGAGAUGAGAAAAAGGCAACAGUCCCAAAAUGAAGGAACAUCGGCUGUGUCUCAAGCUCCUGGAACCCAAAGGGCCAACAACACGUGUUGCUUCUGCUGGUGCUGUUGUUGCAGCUGUUCAUGCCUCACUGUUAGGAAUGAAGAUAGAGGGGACAGCACAGGAAGACCGACACACACUAGCAAACUGGAGAGUAUCCAGGUCAUCGAAGAGUGCCAAAAUCCCACCGCUGAUGAAAUUCUAUCCUGGGCUCAGAAUUUUGACAAGAUGAUGAAAACACCAGCCGGUAGAAAUAUUUUCAGAGAAUUUCUCCGAACAGAAUAUAGCGAAGAGAACCUCCUAUUCUGGUUAGCAUGUGAAGACCAAAAAGAACAGAACAAGGAUGCUAUUGAAGAAAAAGCAGACUUAUAUAUGAAGACUACAGUCUCUAUACCUAUCGCCAAAGAGGUUAGCUUAGAUUCACGGGUGCGAGAAGUGAUCAACAGAAAUUUGUUGAACCCCAACUCUCAGAUGUAUGAAGAUGCUCAACUUCAAAUCUACACAUUAAUGAACAGAGACUCUUUUCCUAGGUUUUUGAACUCUCAGAUCUAUAAAUCUCUUCUCGGUACAAGGAGUUCUACUUCUGAGACUUAAAAAUAAUUUGGGGGUUUGAAAUCUUGAUUUAGCUCUUGGGGAAGGGUGGGGUAAGGACUAUUAGGAUGAAGACAGACGUAAAAUUUUUAAGCAACAGGGCUGCUCUGGAAGCACCUUCACUGCAUUUAGUCCAACAUGUACCCUUCCCCUCCAGAGUCAAGCUCUGGAAAAACCCGGUACUGCCCCCUUGCAGCAGAAGCGGCUGUGCAUGGUGUGAUUUGCUGAAGCCCUACCCUCAUGAUGUCACCAAGAAACCUCCCCUGCUGGACACUUUGCACUUUAAGAAGAGUUUCCUUUUUAAAUGGAGGAAAGCAGGAAAUGAACAGACAAAUAGUCUAACGUUCAUCUGGCCUUUUGUUUUGGGUGGACAGGGGUAGAGAAAGAGACAAGACUGGAAAGCGUGCAAGUUUUUCAAUUGAUUGUUCUUCAUGGCUGCCAUUUCAGCUGCCACUUCUGAUGGAAAGAUGGGCUCAACCAGAGCUGAGGAUGAACUGAAAGCUCUCUUUUAUAUUACAUCUGUCUUCACCUUAGUAGUUCAAUUAUACCUGGAACUGAGUUCCUGGAGAACUAGCAGCAGUUAGCAGUAGACUUAUAUACCGCUUCAUAG
Thamnophis elegans (Western terrestrial garter snake) is the source of this 1401-nucleotide messenger RNA. It is a transcript of the gene RGS17, whose product is annotated as regulator of G protein signaling 17. The record is from RefSeq and is a predicted model, not a curated record. NCBI's taxonomy places the organism in Eukaryota, Metazoa, Chordata, Lepidosauria, Squamata, Natricidae.